This is a messenger RNA of Wasmannia auropunctata (little fire ant), 1058 nucleotides long. RefSeq names its product voltage-dependent calcium channel type D subunit alpha-1-like. The record is from RefSeq and is a predicted model, not a curated record. The transcript is spliced from 2 exons. NCBI's taxonomy places the organism in Eukaryota, Metazoa, Arthropoda, Insecta, Hymenoptera, Formicidae. The coding region runs from base 414 to 617 and encodes 67 amino acids.
AAGCUUGAGAAAAGCACUUCGUGUGUCACUAAAUCAGUUUGUGUGCGCUUAGGCUCGCUAAUGCAAAAUGGCCUCGGUAAAAAUGAAUCGAAAACGAUAAGGAGACAGGGUGUGACUGAUUCGAGCUAACACUAACGCCUUUCUUCGUCCGUCAGUUUCCUGGGCCAGAGAGAGAGAGUAACGGAAGCGUCGGUGCAGAACGCCUGCCCCACAGAAUUACGUUGUGAGCCACGGACUGAGGUGGACGUCUGUGGCUCAGUACUCUGUUAGUGUUGCAUCAUCAUUUAUUGCAUCAUCUAUUGUCGCACAAGUUUUUUGUUACUCAAUCUUAAGCACAGGCUGUAUCGUUUCUGGUGGAAACGGAAGCCUUUAAUAGAAGAAGAAGAAGAAGAAGAAGAAGCCUGUUCCACAGUAUGCCCGGCAGUCCCGCGGACCGGAAACUGAAUUUUGAGGUCGUCGGAAGCGCGGAGAGUUUCGUCGGUCGAAUCCUGUUGGAGCAAGGACUGGGGAAAUUCUGUGAUCCGGAUUUCGUGCGGUACACGUCACGCGAGAUGCAAGAGGCGUUGGACAUAACGCGCGAGGAGAUGGAUCAGGCGGCUCACCAGUUGCUCCUGUAGGAGCGACGCGGCCAACCGUUGACUUAUUAGCUGCAACAGGGGCGCGGAGCAGCAGCAGCAGCAGCAGCAGCAGCUACAUAAACCGUGGAGCGGCCAGCUACAGAUCACGACCGACAUCGGUUACCAACCGUUACAGGAACAGUCACCGAGUCAGCCGGUCUAUCGCCAGCUGCCGUCAUCGCGACAGUAACCGGCAGCAGCAACAACAACAGCAGCAGCAGCGACAACCACCGUCCUAGCAGGACGAGAAACUCGCCGUGACGCGAACGUCCACGUAACCCGAAACUUCCUAUUCCCCCUCAUCGGGAGUAAUCGCCGAAGGACCGAAAUCGUCAGUUAACAUGAAGUAUUAUAACUGCGAGGAAUCACCGCGACCUUCGACGGAAUCUGAAUCGAUUGGCGCGUCUUCGAUGGAUUCAGACUGCGUGGGAUUCAAUCGUC